Molecule: messenger RNA, 1159 nt
Organism: Eimeria necatrix
Lineage: Eukaryota; Apicomplexa; Conoidasida; Eucoccidiorida; Eimeriidae
Product: CMGC kinase, CK2 family, putative
Exons: 7
Biological process (GO): protein phosphorylation
Cellular component (GO): nucleus; cytosol; protein kinase CK2 complex
Molecular function (GO): protein serine/threonine kinase activity; ATP binding
Source: RefSeq, a predicted model, not a curated record
CCGAACGUGGCGCGGCACUACGCGGACGCGAACGUAAACCGCCCGAGGCAGUAUUGGGAUUACGAAAACUUUGCUGUCAAUUGGGGGCUUCCUGAUGGCUAUGAAGUGAUAAGGAAAUUGGGGCGUGGGAAGUACAGCGAAGUGUUUGAGGGGAUUUGCGUCAGCAGCAGCAGCAGCAGCAGCAGCAGCAGCAGCAGCAGCAGCAGCAGCGGCAGCAGCAGCAGCAGCGGCGCCGCAGGGGAGCGCGACGACCCCGCGGCUGCUGCUGCUGCCGCGGACGCGGCCUCGGACGCGCCUGCUGCUGCUGCUGCUGCAGACCCCCAGCAGCAGCAGCAGCAGCAGCAGCAGCAGCAGCAGCAGCAGCAGCAGCGGAAAAGCCUCGCCGUGGUGGGCCAGCGCUGCGUCAUCAAAGUUUUGAAACCCGUCAAGAAAAAGAAAAUCCGAAGAGAAAUUAAAAUCCUCCAAAACCUCUUUGGAGGUCCCAACAUCAUCAAACUCCUCGACGUUGUCAAAGACCCUCUCAGCCGCACUCCCGCGCUCAUCUUCGAGUAUGUAAACAACGUCGACUUCAAGACUCUUUACCCGACUCUUCAAGACUACGAAAUCCGCUACUACAUUUACCAAAUACUGAGGGCUCUGGACUACUGCCACAGCCAGGGUAUAAUGCACCGCGACGUGAAGCCGCACAACGUCAUGAUAGAUCAUGAGAAGAGGGAAUUGCGUCUGAUCGACUGGGGCUUGGCGGAGUUUUAUCACCCAGGCCACGAGUACAACGUUCGCGUGGCGAGCCGCUACUACAAGGGGCCAGAGCUGCUGGUCGAUUUGCAGGUUUAUGAUUAUUCUCUUGACAUUUGGAGUUUGGGCUGCAUGCUGGCGGGCAUUAUUUUCCGGAAGGAGCCUUUCUUUUACGGACAUGACAAUUACGACCAACUGGUGAAGAUUGCGAGGGUGUUGGGAACUGAGGGUUUGUACGCGUACUUGGAAAAGUACGACUUGGAGUUGGAAAAGAACUUUUUGCAACUGAUUGGAAAACACUCCAAAAAAAGCUGGACGAGAUUUAUAAACGAAGAAAACAAAACCCUCGCAGUUCCCGAGGCUGUGGACUUGCUGGACAAAAUGUUGAUAUACGACCACCAGCAAAGAAUUCUGCCCCGCGACG